AUGUACGGAGCUAUCGAUACUGAAGUAUUGCCAUCACCAACAGGAGUUGUGACAACGACUGAAUAUAAAGUUUACAGACGACGAUGGCUUUAUUUAAUAUGUAUAUGUUUAGCCAAUAUGUCGAAUUCUAUUCUAUGGAUUAAUUUUGCAUCUAUCGCUAAUUUAGCAAAAAGUUACUUUGAUGUUUCAUAUUCAUCUAUCAAUUGGCUUUCACUUAUAUUUAUGAUAGUGUGUAGUAUUUUUACACUACCAUCAACAUGGGCUAUUGAUAAGUUCGGCAUUCGAUUUGGAAUUUUAACUGGUGUUUCGUUGAAUUUAAUUGGCGGAUGUUUUCGUGUAAUUAGUACAUGGGGAUUCGUAUCUGUCAAAGGUCGAUAUCCGAUUGUUUUUAUUGGACAAUUUAUUUGCGCAUUUGCACAAACCUUCACAUUAUUUAUUCCAGCUAAAUUUUCUUUUAUAUGGUUUCCACACAACCAACGAACAUUGGCUACUAGCCUUUGUUUUGCAGCUAAUUUUUUCGGUGUUUUCAUUGGAACUGUUCUACCACCAAUUAUAGUUCCCCACGAAACUAAAAUACCUUUACUAUUAUAUCUAUCGUUGAUACCGGCGGUGCUUGCAGCAAUUUUAUCAUUAACUGUUCGAUCAUCAGAGCCACCGACACCUUCAUCUUUAGCUUCACGUGACGUCAAGGUUCCCUAUAAAUUAGUUUUUAAAAAACUUUUAAAAUCCAAAUCCUACGUCAUUUUAUUUUUGACUGUUGGUAUCGGUUUAUCAAAUAAUAAUACACUUUCGACAUUAUUACAACAAAUAAUGUGUCCGUUUGGAUAUGGUGAUAUUGCUGUAGGCUUAUGUAUUGGUUGUUUUAUUAUGUUUGGUCUCAUUGGUUGUAUUACAAUGGGAAUCGUAGCAGAUAAAACGCAAAAAUUAGAGGAAAUAACAAAGAUUCUAUAUUCGAUUGGAGUUAUUUCGCUGAUUUGUAUUGGAUUAUUCAUUAUUAAUGAAGUUAAAUCCUAUUGGCUCUACAUUGUUUUCGCUAUAGCUGGUUUUACUAAUGCACCAGUACUUCCAUUGAGUUUUGAUUUGAGUAUAGAAACAACUCAUCCUGUUCCGGAAGCGACGGUUUCUGGCAUUUUUAUGAUUGCCAGUCAAUUGGGGAGUAUUAUUGCGAUUAUUAUUUUACCGAAUUUCACGAGUGCACCAUCGGCUCAUCAAAUGGAAAUUCAACAGUGUGAAAUUCAAGAUGUAAAAACCAACGAUAUUCGGGAUUAUUCAGUUCCUGUAUAUAUUUUGGCUGUAUUUGCUGUUAUUCUAGUCGUUUGUUUUAUUUCAUUUUUUCAUUGUGAAUAUCGUCGACAGAAAAACGAUGAAGUGGAACAUGACCCAUUGGCUGUUAAUCUAGAUUCAGAAUCGACAUAA
Rotaria socialis is the source of this 1416-nucleotide messenger RNA. The record is from the annotation of a GenBank genome assembly. Lineage: Eukaryota; Metazoa; Rotifera; Eurotatoria; Philodinida; Philodinidae.